Molecule: messenger RNA, 1787 nt
Organism: Spinacia oleracea (spinach)
Lineage: Eukaryota; Viridiplantae; Streptophyta; Magnoliopsida; Caryophyllales; Amaranthaceae
Exons: 1
Coding region: 286-1542 (418 amino acids)
Molecular function (GO): protein binding
Source: RefSeq, a predicted model, not a curated record
AGUACUAACCAAACUCUAAACAGCUGCUUCUUCAAUUUUUAAUUUAUAUUUAACCACACAAAAAAACAAUAUUCUGAUAAACCUGAUGCGUCUGUGACAAACUCAUCCAUCACCGAACGUGUUACCGAGUCAUCCCCACCCUUCCCAUUAAUCGACAAACAUUCUCACCAAAAAAAAUUUGAGAAAUUUUGGGGAGAGAAAAUCAUUAUAUACCUGAUCAGAGUGAUCACAAAUCCCGAGUUAGUUGUUCAAUCAACUCACUCAAUUUCAUCCUUAAAAUUAACCAUGGAGAUGGACUCGGGGGCUGACUCAGUGAGUUCAACACCUCGUUCAGUCCACCACAAACACCCACUCUCCGACGACAAACCACUGGUCCGUCUCAUGGUUAGCUUUGGCGGUAAAAUACUCCCACGUCCUCACGACAAUCAACUCCGUUACGUCGGUGGCGAUACCCGUAUUGUCGCCGUCAACCGGUCUACUAGUUUCUCUCUCCUACUUUCUAAACUCUCGAAGCUUCUAUUAACCCCUCAAAACUCAUCCUCCACCGCCGCUGCUGCUUCUGUUGAUUUUACUGUCAAAUACCAGCUUCCCAACGAAGAACUAGACGCUCUUAUUACGGUUUCCACCGACGAAGAUGUCGAGAAUAUGAUGGAGGAGUUCGAUCGUCUAUCUCUCUCCUCCACCGAUAAGAUCCCACGGUUGAGGCUUUUCCUGUUUCCGGAUACUAAUGGUGGUGGUGGCAGUGGACAAGUUUCUAGAAGUUCGAGUAUCGCGUCGCUUCUAGAUGGUUCUAGGAAAAGGGAGAAUUGGUUUGUCGACGCUUUGAACGGCGGUUCUACUGGUGGGUUAGAGAGGGGUAGGUCGGAAGCGUCAUCGAUUGUUUCGGAAGUUCCGGAUUAUUUAUUCGGGUUGGAUAAUUCCGAUGAACCCCCACCUCCACCUGUGAAAUUCAGGAAUCGGUCCGGAUUGAGUGAACCGGGUCCAGGUUCAGCACCCGGUUCACCUGCUUUUGGUUCAGCGUCAUCCGCUCCAUCCAUGCCGAACCUUCCACCGGUGAAGACAAAACCCGAGAAGACAAAUAUGCAUUCGGUUGAUGAUGGGAUUGACCCGAUGGGGCAGCAGAUGGGUGGCCCGCUUUGGAGUCAUAACAUUAACACUAACCCGGGUUCUCCUUAUCCAGCUCAUACGGUGCAGCCGAUGCCAGUCUAUUAUGUUCCUGCUGGCGGGUCCGGGCCGGGUUUGGUGCCUCACAGGAAUGUAGUUCCGGUAUCAGUACCUGUUCCCAACCCAUACAUGCCACAAUACGGUCCGGGUCCCGUUCAGGUUCCAGUUGGGUAUCCAGGUCCGGGUCGAGGUCCAAUGUAUGAAGUCCAAAUGCAAGGGAAUAUGGUUCAGGGUCAAGGUUUAAGUGGGAUGAAUAAUCAGCCAUUAUAUUAUGGGGUUAAAAAUGGUGGAAUGGUUGCUACUUAUCCGGGUCCGGGUGCUGGUAUGCCUAUGUCAGGAGACGAAGAUGGGUCAAGGGGUCGGAAUUUUCAAGGAUAAAAUACUCCCUCAGUCUGGAAAUAGUUAUAAACUUAUAAUUAAGCACGACAAUAUACUUGCAACUUUCAAUUAAUGCGACAAUUAAAUCCGAAUGAACUAGCUUAUUAUUCCGUAUUAAAGAUUCCCUAUAGUAUAAUGAGUGUUUAGUAAAAGUGUGCAGCAUCUUGAUUUUAAUUUUCUUACUUUUUGUUUUGCAAGUUGUUUGGGGAAGGAGGAAUAUGUAAAUAAAAAUGAAAUUUGGUAAA